AAGGUUCCGAGUCUCUCCAACAGGUAACCCACUCUGAACACCUCUGAGAGAAGAACCAACAAGAAGCCAAGGAUGAAGGGUCUGCUGCUGACACUUGUACUCAGUCUGGUUUAUGCUGACCAGGCUCCAGUGGAUCUCUCACAGCUUUCAGGAGAAUGGAGGACCCUUUAUGUUGUCGCCAGUAACCCAGAAAAGACAAGUGAGAAUGGUCCAUUCUGGCUUUUUAAGCGUGCAAUUAAUUUUGACACAGCAAAUGACAAUGCUGUUUUCAAAUUUUAUGUCACGGAAAAUGGGCAAUGUGUGCCAAAGACUGCAACUGGGACACAGAUCCAUGGCAAUGUUUUUGCUAUUGAGUAUGAAGUUGCAGAUCUUUUUAAACCUAUUUAUGCAUCAGAAACAUCAAUGGUGGCGUAUAACGUCAACCUGGAUGAAAAUAAUAAGGUCACCAAGGUACUUGAGUUCUUAGGAAGAGGACCCCAGGUGAAUGAGGAAGACUUCGAGAAGUUCAAGGAGCUGACUCAGGAAAUGAAUAUUCCAGAAGAGAAUAUCGUGAAUGUAAUCAAUUCUGACAACUGUCCUCAAAAUUAAUGAAAACAGAGUCUUCAAUUCUCACAGGCAACUAUGUCCUGAGAAUCAAGGCACAUCUUCUCCAUGAAACCCAGUCAACAGUAGGAAGAAUUCUCCCCUUGUUCCUCUCUAACAUCAUGUGUCUCUCUCCACGUGCUCGCUCUCUAUCCUCCCUGACAGUCACCUUUCAGAGCCUGUGUGGCAUUACUGCAUUUCUGAGUAUUCAGUAAACUGAUUUCAUGGCAAA
Pteronotus mesoamericanus is the source of this 814-nucleotide messenger RNA. Its product is annotated as odorant-binding protein-like. The record is from RefSeq and is a predicted model, not a curated record. Lineage: Eukaryota; Metazoa; Chordata; Mammalia; Chiroptera; Mormoopidae. Bases 73 to 588 code for a protein of 171 amino acids. Gene Ontology annotation, molecular function: odorant binding; small molecule binding. The transcript has 7 exons.